UACACAACUAUCACGCGAUAGCCGAAAAGUUUACGAGAUACUUUUGAAAAUGCACGAAUAUAUCUUAUUUUCAUUUCUAUUUACGACAGCUAACUGUGCCAGUUAUCAAAGAUAUGGUGAAUCUAGUCAGUAUUCCAGCUAUACAACCCCCUCAAAUAAUUAUAACCAAAACCAAUACCCAUAUAAAACUAGCUAUAGCGGCGAUAGUGGUGGAUUUUCCGAAGCGACUCACUAUAACCGUGGCUAUUCAACUCUAAGACCUGAUAUGUACAGCACUCCAACUUCGGGUAAUGUUUAUCAAAAGCCAAGCUACACAACGCCUAGUUAUCAGUACGGGCAAGGUUAUUAUAAUGGACAAAAUUACGGCCAAGGAAUAACUUCAUACGAGAUGCCGUUUUUGAAAUAUAAUAGCGAGUACUGUGUGAACAGAUCACCACAGAAUGGUAUUUACGUAAAUGGUUUAACUGGAAUGUGGUAUGGUGUCGAAUUCAUUCAGCACUUAGCGGGAGAUGCAAGACUCGAUUAUGGAAAUACUUGCAUUGUAAUACAUAUCUCGGAGCCACGGGAUAAGCCUUCAACCGAGAACCAGCUUUAUCACGUGCAGCAUAUCAAGGAGAAGUUUCUGCGUGAUAAUCGCCAUUUGCGGUUAUUAUGGGACGAAGCCGGACAGACUAUUGAAUACUCAUUGUACUUCCGCAACGACUCUGCGGGCUACUGGCAGGUUUAUGACGAACAAAAUGGAACUCUAGCGUCCCGACCGUCGUAUAUGCAUUUCAAUGGAGCCGUUCAAGUUCUAAAAGCUGUUAACGAUCACUUGGUCCUUAAUUUCUGUCAAAAAGCAUCUAAUGGAGCACCAGCGCAGUUGUACACAGUUCUAUUCUCGAGAGACCCCGGAUCAAUGUCCCGAUGGGAGAUCGAAGCGGUCCACGCUAUGCUUCAAACUAAAAAUCUUUCUGUCGCUUCCAGGCGGAUGGUCUGCGGCAAUAGCGCGGCAAAAUCGACUAUAAGUCUACUUUUUUCUAUGAUUUCAUGUCUAAUAGCGUACAUUAUUCGUUCGUCGUAAAUUGUGCACAAUUGCAUUUAUAAAUAUACCUAGUUAUACUUAUGAGAAGCAAUAAGACUUUUAAAAAAUAAAAUUAUGUUAGUGCUGUUA
Molecule: messenger RNA, 1153 nt
Organism: Vanessa atalanta (red admiral)
Lineage: Eukaryota; Metazoa; Arthropoda; Insecta; Lepidoptera; Nymphalidae
Exons: 3
Coding region: 50-1063 (337 amino acids)
Source: RefSeq, a predicted model, not a curated record